AUGGCUGCCACAAUCAAAACUAGAACCUACGAUGAUGCCGUCGGUCUUCUUAAUUCUCUUCAAACACCGUAUCAUAUCCUCAAGCAACGUCACGAUGCCGGAAUACGCAUUGACAAGACGGCAAAUGAAGAAAUGCGCAGGUGCCUGCAUCAUAUUGGAUACUCGCAACAAGAUCUAGAAAACCUCAACAUCGUUCACGUUGCAGGUACCAAAGGCAAAGGGUCAACAUGUGCCUAUGUCGAUUCCAUCUUGUCGCAAUAUCGCAAGUCACGUGGCGUCCCCAAGAACGUCGGACUCUUCACCUCCCCGCACCUCGUCGCUGUCCGAGAACGGAUACGUAUAGAUUCUGCUCCCAUUUCCGCAGAAGUUUUUGCGAAAUACUUCUUCGAUGUGUGGGACAAACUCGAGGCAGCCUCUGAGCACAAGCCCGUCUAUUUUCGCUACCUGACUCUUAUGAGCUACCAUGUCUUCCUCCAAGAAGGCGUCGAUGCAGCUGUCUAUGAGGUUGGCGUCGGAGGCGAGUAUGACUCUACGAAUAUUGUUGAUCGGCCUGCGGUUACUGGGAUUUCUACUUUGGGAAUUGAUCACACCUUCUCGCUAGGAGAUACCAUCGAAAGUAUCGCGUGGCAUAAAGCGGGUAUUCAGAAGAAAGAUGUGCCUUCUUUUACUGUUAGACAGAAUUCAGGUGCCUUGGAAGUUGUUGAAAGCCGAGCUGCUGAAAGAGGGGUCAAAUCUUUCACUGUACUAGACCUAGACUCGCGACUUCAAGGAGUCAGGAUUCGACCAGACGCAGAAUUCCAGAAGUCCAACGCAAGCUUAGCGAUUGCUCUGGCAGAUACUGUGCUUCAGAAGAUGGAUCCAAGUCAUGUCCUACCGGUAGACUCACUACCCAAAGAAUAUAUCGACGGGCUCGAGCAGGUAGUAUGGCGAGGACGAUGCGAGACGAAGGUGGAAGGUGAUAUUACAUGGUACUUGGACGGAGCUCAUACUGCAGAAAGCAUUAUGGUAGCCGCAAAAUGGUUUAGCCAAGAAUGUUCCAACAAAUCGGGAACUCGCGCUCUCAUUUUCAACCAGCAAGGUGACCGUAAAGCAAUCGAGCUUCUUGAAGGCCUUCACACAGCAAUCACUAAUGAAGGCACUGUGAAGUUUGACCACGUUAUAUUCUGCCCGGCUGUUUUGGGGGGGACGAGCACGAAAAGAGAUUUCGAUGACAAGGGUCGGGAUUCCACCGAUGUCUCGGAGCUCACUUUACAGAAGGCCUUUGCGGAGAAAUGGAAGGCAUUGGAUUCAUCAACGUCAACAACUAUCCAAGUUCUUCCCACCAUUGAAGAUGCGUUUAGGUAUGUGAGGAAAUUAAAAUCUGGUGAGAGUGGAAAUGAAGUAUCUACCCUGAUUACUGGGAGUGUGCGCUUGGUGGGUACCGCGUUGGCUGCCUUGGAGGAUGUGGAGGCUUUAUGA
Molecule: messenger RNA, 1458 nt
Organism: Lachnellula hyalina
Lineage: Eukaryota; Fungi; Ascomycota; Leotiomycetes; Helotiales; Lachnaceae
Product: Folylpolyglutamate synthase
Exons: 5
Coding region: 1-1458 (485 amino acids)
Biological process (GO): tetrahydrofolylpolyglutamate biosynthetic process
Cellular component (GO): cytoplasm; cytosol; mitochondrion
Molecular function (GO): ATP binding; tetrahydrofolylpolyglutamate synthase activity
Source: RefSeq, a predicted model, not a curated record